AUGUAUGAAAAAGAAAUGUUGAAUGAAAUUGCUCAAAGGCUUCCAGUUGAAGACGUGCCAUUGACAGUAGAUUGGCAAGAAAAGUUCGAGGAUUUGGAAGUAAAGAAUGAAGAUUUGAGGCUGACAAUUGCAGAAAAAUGGUGUGAGUUACAGAGCAGGAAAGAGGACGGCCUCCCCAUUGAUAGGCUGAACAGGAAAUUCCAGAUGAUACCCAAAAAGUCGAAUGAACAGGGAAAUGCUACUCCAACAAUGCCUGUUAUGGGGGGCUCUGAAGAAAAUCUCACACAGUUCGAUAUUGAAGUUUCACAGUUUAAAAUUUGGGCUAGAUCUGAUUUGGAGCGAAAGGUGAAAGAGCUGCAAGAGGAAAAGAGCAUGCCAGAACCAUCACAGACUGAAAAGGCUGAACUCCAACAAACAGCAGCGACACAAGUUCUGGGUAAUAUUGAAGUGGAAAUUGGUUCUCUUAGAGAUAGACAGGGUGCAUCGCUUGAAGAAAUGUUGCCGAAUAUGCAGUUUAUGCCUUUGGUUUGUGAGCUGCCGAGUCUCAAAGAACUGCAUACCGUGCCGAUGGAGAAACUGAUUGACCUGGCCAUCCAUGGGAAGGGUAUUUAUACGAUGAGUACUCAAAAUAUCUACAAGCUGAAAUUAUGGGAGAUCCUUAUCCAUCCUUAG
Molecule: messenger RNA, 672 nt
Organism: Papaver somniferum (opium poppy)
Lineage: Eukaryota; Viridiplantae; Streptophyta; Magnoliopsida; Ranunculales; Papaveraceae
Product: DNA-repair protein XRCC1-like
Exons: 4
Coding region: 1-672 (223 amino acids)
Source: RefSeq, a predicted model, not a curated record